Molecule: messenger RNA, 1623 nt
Organism: Botrytis byssoidea
Lineage: Eukaryota; Fungi; Ascomycota; Leotiomycetes; Helotiales; Sclerotiniaceae
Exons: 3
Coding region: 1-1623 (540 amino acids)
Biological process (GO): amino acid transmembrane transport
Cellular component (GO): endoplasmic reticulum
Molecular function (GO): amino acid transmembrane transporter activity
Source: RefSeq, a predicted model, not a curated record
AUGGCAAAAGCCAAAUCGCACAGCAAUCGCAGAAACGAAGAGUCAUCGAAUCGCAAUCCGGAAGAAGAUGUUGGACUUCUCGCUGAAGAAGCAGGAAGUGAAGAUGAAGAUAUCAUAGUCCAUUCUGGACAGGCACACGAACAAGGACAUAAUGAAACACAUACACCUCGAACGCCCAAUCGUGUACGAUUCGAUUUACCACCGUCGCCGAAUGGCGAAUUGAAUGCGAGUAAUGGAGCGCCGCCUGUCUAUGAUGAUGAAAUACGUGCACAUCCCUCAUCUCGAACUCAAUCUUUUACACCCCUCCUAACAGGCAUCGAAGCACCCUCCGUAACUGUUGCCUCUAGUCCUUGGGACGACGACGAAGAUGUACAUACAUGGGCUGAACGCGAACGAUCUCGACCGAAGUCGAAUCUGCGGAAUGCAUUUAUGAAUAUGGCGAAUAGUAUAAUCGGAGCCGGUAUCAUCGGACAACCUUACGCAUUUCGUCAAGCUGGACUCUUGGCUGGAGUUAUUCUUCUGAUUGCACUUACGAUUACGGUAGACUGGACCAUUAGACUCAUUGUUAUCAAUUCGAAGCUGAGUGGACGAGAUAGUUUCCAGGGGACAGUGGAGUUUUGUUUUGGGAGGACGGGAUUGAUUGCUAUUAGUGUUGCGCAAUGGGCUUUUGCGUUUGGGGGUAUGAUAGCAUUUUGUAUCAUCGUGGGAGAUUCGAUACCGCAUGUUUUGACUGCGGUUUUCCCAGGAUUAAGAGAUGUGCCAGUGCUGGGGCUACUGGCGAACAGGAGGGCUGUUAUUGUAGUUUUCGUGUUGGGAAUAAGUUAUCCUUUGAGUUUAUAUCGGGAUAUCGCUAAGUUGGCGAAAGCAAGCACUUUGGCACUGAUCAGUAUGAUGAUCAUUCUAUUCACAGUUGUAACACAAGGAUUUAUGGUACCCCAAGAAGAUAGAGGGGAAUUCACCACACCCCUCCUCACCAUAAACGAUGGCAUCUUCCAAGCCAUUGGCGUAAUAUCCUUCGCCUUCGUCUGCCACCACAACUCCCUCCUAAUCUACGGCUCCCUCCAAACCCCCACCAUCGACCGAUUCUCCACCGUAACUCACUACAGCACCUCCAUCUCCAUGGUCGCCUGUCUCCUAAUGGCCCUCUCAGGCUUCCUAACCUUCGGUUCCAAAACCCUCGGCAACGUCCUCAACAACUUCCCCGCCACAAACCCCCUCGUCAACCUCGCCCGUCUCUGCUUUGGCCUCAACAUGCUCACCACUCUCCCCCUCGAAGCCUUCGUCUGUCGCGAAGUCAUGUUCAACUACUGGUUCCCCGGCGAACCAUUCAACAUGCAUCUCCAUCUCAUCUUCACCUCCGCCCUCGUCGUCAGCGCUAUGAUCCUCAGUCUCGUAACCUGCGACCUCGGCGCAGUGUUCGAAUUAAUCGGCGCAACGAGUGCGUGUGCCUUGGCUUAUAUAUUACCACCGUUAUGCUAUAUAAAAUUAACGACAAGAACGUGGAGAACGUGGAUGGCGGGCGCGUGUGUAGCGUUUGGGGGCGCGGUCAUGCUUAUUAGUCUUUUCCAGGCGUCGAAAAAAAUGAUUCUGAAUGAAGGGGGAGUGACGAAAUGCGAUUGGUAG